Molecule: messenger RNA, 5198 nt
Organism: Varanus komodoensis (Komodo dragon)
Lineage: Eukaryota; Metazoa; Chordata; Lepidosauria; Squamata; Varanidae
Gene: DOK7
Product: docking protein 7
Exons: 11
Coding region: 147-2189 (680 amino acids)
Biological process (GO): positive regulation of protein tyrosine kinase activity; neuromuscular junction development
Molecular function (GO): protein kinase binding
Source: RefSeq, a predicted model, not a curated record
CCGCCUCCUUCCUGCGCCCUUCUCUUUCUCCUUCCUUGCCCCCCUCCCUGUUCCAUUGGCAGCAGUGACCCAAUGAAGCUAUUUUGAAAGUGACCCCGCAGUAGCUCAGCCAAGCUAGCAGCAGCUGUCGGAAAUCAUGACUGAAGAUGACGGAUUCCGCGGUAGUGGUGGAGGGCCAGCUCAAGUGGAGAGAUGGAAAAAAGUGGAAGAAUAGAUGGGUGGUGCUGCGCAAGCCUUCCCCGGUUGCGGAUUGUCUGCUCAUGCUGAUAUACAAGGAAAGGUGUGAACGACUGAAGGGAUUAAAAGAACGAAGCAGCGUGACUUUGGAAGACAUCUGUGGUUUAGACCCUGGGCUCUCUUAUGAGGGUCUGAAUCAUACUCUUGCCAUCAUCUGUUUGACACAAGUUGUUAUGCUGGGUUUUGAGAACAAGGAAACUAUGCAUGCCUGGGAUGUACGCAUCCGCUACAGUUUAGGUGAAGUCCACAGGUUUCAUGUUGUGGUAGCACCUGGAACAAAACUGGAAAGUGGUCCAGCAACUCUCCACUUCUGCAAUGAUAUUCUAGUGCUAGCAAAGGACAGCCCACCCUCUGUCAUGGGGCAGUGGAAACUCUCAGAUCUACGGCGCUAUGGAGCUGUCCCUAAUGGCUUUGUCUUUGAAGGAGGAACUCGAUGUGGUUUCUGGGCUGGUGUCUUUUUCCUCUCUUGUACCGAAGGAGAGAAGAUUAGCUUUCUUUUUGACUGCAUUGUUCAUGGCAUCUCUCCAAUGAAAGGCUCUUUUGGCUUACAUCCAGCCUUACCAGAUCCUAAUACAAAUCCAGCAUGCACAGAAGAGAGAGUGGCCCAGGAAGCUUUGCAGUUAGAGAAGCGCCUCAGCCUUCUGUCCUGUACAGGUUACCAUGGCAGUGGAGGUGAUGACAAAAGUCUAUCAAGCUCAUCUUCAGACACAAGUCACUCUGAUACUAGCAUUGGGAACAAAUUGAUUAUUUGGCCUGAUCAGUCUUCAACCAGUGCUUCUCAGGAGAGUCAUGGACUGCCUGUAGCUAAAGGCAUUCAUCUUGGAGAAGAAAGGUCUCAUUCAGAAGCUAUCCGUGGCAUCAUCAAGCCACCUUCUAAGCUUCUUCACUCUCGGCAGCUACAAGAAAUUGGUCGCCAAAGUUCUUCUGACAGUGGAAUAGCUACUGGAAGUCACUCUUCGUACUCUGGAAGUAUCUCCUCCUAUGCUGGAAGCCUAGACAUUUGCCACGGUGAUGAAUUUGGAUCGCUGCUGAGCCUGCCAUUGAACCUUUCUUCAGACCAGAAUGCAUGCACUUGCCCAACUGGUGAGCAGCAGAGGAGUCCUGGCUUGGAGUAUCAGGUUCCCAGCAACCUUAGGCAUAUGUACGACACCCCCAGGAGUUUGUUACAGGCAUCUGCUAAAGAUUUACAAAAUAAAAGUGCAGAUUCAUCACUGUCCAAGGACCAGGCACCUCAAAGAAUUAGUGAUCUGAAAUUCCCAGCGUCGUAUCUGGAAACACAAGCUGCUCCUGAACACAGCCUAGAAAAGGGACUACAGGCAACCCUUUCUAUAGAAAGUACCAAAGACCAACUCCCUGAAGCAAGUCCUAAUUUUGUGUCAAGAUGGUCACAUCUAAAACAGAAAGGACAGGGGUUAGACUCUAGAAGUGCUGAGGUAACAGCUUUCGGCGGACUCUCCAGUAGCCCAUGUGAAAUAUGUAGCUCUCCUUCAGGGACAAUGCAAGCUGUCUUUUCAUCCUGUCCAGUCUGUGGUGGGCUUAAGGAAACUUCCAUUUUAUCAUCUGCAGUCUUACCAGCUAACUCAGGCCACAAAGGGAGCUAUGAAUUGAUGUCAGCUACAGAAUCUGAAUCUCUAUCUGAUCUUGAAGAAGUUGCAGGAGCAGUAGGUUAUUCAGCAGACCUACCUAUGUCUGAUCGAUUGCGCAGUGAGAUGGCAACAUACGUUAAUAUUCCUACCAGCCCCACAUCAAAGAAACAACUUCAUUACAUGGAGCUGGAACUUCAGGAACCCACUACAAGCAUAAGAGGGAGUGAAUCAACAAAGUAUGCGCAGAUUGACAUUACAGCAACAGAGACAGCCCAUAAAGUGGGGACACAACAUGCACAGUUUCGAGAAGAACGCCUGCAAGAACUUGAACAGAAGAAGAAAAGCAGCCAAAUGUCUUCUUUAUAGGAAAAAAACGAAUUAGCUAUCUCCAAUACAGUACUUUUCACUAAAUGCUGCCAUUUUUUUUUCAGAUUUAUACCAGAUUCAUUCCAAUCUAAUAAUUUCCAUUGGAAAGCUGGUAGCAUGGUGUGUGUGUGUGUGUGUGUGUGUGUGUGUGAACACAUUGCUUGUAAACAUGUCCUGUAGAUCAUUUGUGUUGUAAUUUUGUUAAUAUUUUGCCAAAUCGGGUAUCCUCUCUAAAAGAUUUACAAAUGGAGGCAUUGAAUUUAAAGCAAUUUGAAUAUGUGAUAAUAAGGAUGUAAAUGUGGCUCUGUAUACAAGAAGUCUAUACAGUAUGUAUAUGGACAAAAUACUUGUUUUGUUAAGAGUUAAGGUGGCUUUUCAUGUUAUUUUUCAAGAUGUCAAAGCUAGAAUAUCAGCAAAUAUUAUGUUAGCAUCAGAGUUUGUGGCUGGUGCUGCAAGAUGGAAAAUGGCUUGCACAACCCCAACUUUAUUGCCAACUACUAUUUGUUUACAGUCUAUUUCUUAUAAGCCAUGGGUGGAAACCAAGCGUACUGCUCAGCUUGGAGAGCAGUUUUGAUCCACCAGAUGCCUCUGCUAAUGCAGGAGGGGUGAUUUUUGGCAAUUCUCCCUUUUCCUGUGGCACAUUCCACAGUGUUCUAGAGGGACCCCCAUUCUCUGGGACAGAUCUGGACAGAACACAGCAGUCUACAAAAAUUGUCUCUUGCCUUUCCACAAGGAGAAUUUAUCUACCCAGGAUGGUGGUGGUGGUGGUGGUUAAAUUCAUUUUUGUACUGCCCAAUAGCCAAAGCUUUCUGGGUAGUGUACAACACUUCCUGGACCAGGAUCACAAUACAAUAAGGUAACUUUAUAAAUGCAAAAAUUAAAACCAAUUGGACAGCUAAAACAAUGUUUGAUACAGAAUAGACCUGAAAUGUGUGCCCCUAAUAAGUCAUUAAAUUACUUUAUAUGUCUUUAAAUGCCUUGGCACAGAGGGUUGUCUUAAGAUGGCAAAGGGAUAGCAGAGUUGGCACAAAGCAAGCCUGUCUGGGAAAAUUGUUCCAGAAUCGGGGCUGCCACUUAGAAGCCAUCCCUGUGCCUCCCUGAAGAAGGCUUCAGAUGUUAAUCAUACACUCCACAUAGAUUUUGGUGGGGAGAGGUGCCACAUCAAGUAUUGUAUUUCCAGGCCAUGAAAGGCCUUAUCAUUUAAAACCUGUACCUUGAAUAGGGUUCAAAAGAUAGAGACAGCAAAUGCAGGUAGGCCAGAAUUCACAUUACAUGUUCAGAGCUUUUAGUCCCAGCUAUUAAUCUGGCUGUCAUUUUUUACACAACCUGCAGCUUUUAAGCAGACUUCAAGGGCAGACCCGCAUACAGUAUAUUGCAGUAAAUCUUUCUUAGAGGAUAGAUUAUUGAAACCAGACUAUCUCUGUCCAGAUAGAGGUGUAGUUAAGCCACCAGCCAAAGCUGGUAGAAGGCACUCAAUGCCACUGAGGCCACCUGAGACUCAUGUGACCCAGAUGGCUCAAGGAGGACACCUGCUCCUCCAAGGGGAGUACAGAACCAUCUGGAAUGGGUUGAACUCUGUCCAGCUGGUCAGAAGAACCACCCACUCACAGCAUCUCAGACUUGUUCAGAUUGAGCUUCGGUCUGUUAGCCUUCAUUCAGUCCACUGUCCAGUCCACCACCUCAGUCAUGCACCAUUUUAGCAUAUGCACAGCCCCACCUGAUGGGGGUGAACAAGGAGAAGUAGAACGACAUGGCAUGAUUGAAGUACAUGGUUAGCAUGUACUCUAAAAUGCUGGAUGACUCCACCCAGUGGUUACAUGCAGAUGUUGAAUAGUAGGGGGAUAAAAUCAUUCUCUGAGGAGCACUCAAAGAUGCCGGAGAAUACACAGGGUUGAGCAAUAUUUCCCAGGUACCAUCUUCUGGAGCUGGUUAUCCAAGUAGAAGCAGAAGCACUGCAAUGCAGACCUUCCAUUUCCAGUUCACACAUUCACCCAAGAAGAAUACCAUGGUAAAUGGCAGUGAAGGCUGCUGAGGAUCCAGGAGUAGGGUCACAGCUCUCUCUCUUUCUAGCUGUCCUUGCAUAGCUCAUUAUGUGUUAAAGAAUGUACACAUUACAGUGUAACAGUAAGAUAUUCCUGAUCCUUUACCCGCUGCAGAAGGAGCAUUGCUGCCAGUGUAGGCAACUGACCUGUCUGGCAGGUGGAGCAGUGUUUUGCCCCACUUCCUAGGCUCCCCCUACACUGUACCUUGGGUUUAGCUGUUGCCCAGAGCCUUGGUCUUGGCAACAGAGCAAGAAACCCAAGACAACAGCACUGACCUUUGGGUGGUGUCUUGGUUUUGUAGCUCACCAGAUUAUGUGGUAAACAAAAUAAUAAUAAACUGAGAAUACUGAAGUCAGCAAAACUACUCCAAGUAAUGUGCUAAAUAUACCAGGCAAGGCAUUGUACAUAAAUCAGCUGAAUCUCUGGUUUACAGUAAAGACUGGACAAAUCUAUUAUAUCAGCUCAAAUUGAAUUUUAUUUCUUUGGUGGAACCUUAUGAAAAGCAACAUGUCUGGCAAUCUAAUCUCUUGACAAUAUAGAUGGUCAGUUACUUUUUUAAGGGUUUUUUUUUCUUUUUUCUUGUCUUUUCUUUUUUUACACAAAGCAUUUUUCUACUAAAGCAAUGCCCUGACCUUGUUUUGUUCAUUUGUUUUGGAAGCAACUUGUAGCUCUGGAUCUAACAGUACCAUAUUACAAUGACUGGAUGUUCAUUCCAACUUUCCCUUUAUCAAAUCCAGCAUGCUUUUUAUAGUGUAGAGUCAGCUGAAUAUAUUAUUCUCGUCCACACUUGAUGACCAUGUCACUUUGUUUCUUUACCUCACAAUGUAUGUAGCUUUGGUUUGUUUUUACUGAAUCGUGCAAGGGAUAAUUUAUGCAGAAUCAAUGCUUCCUCUUGAAAAUAUGGAUUUGCAUUUGUAUCUCCAAAGUUUCCCUCAAAAUAGUGGCUAAAAUAAACACGUAAAAGAAU